Molecule: messenger RNA, 2379 nt
Organism: Neospora caninum
Lineage: Eukaryota; Apicomplexa; Conoidasida; Eucoccidiorida; Sarcocystidae
Product: GTP-binding protein, related
Exons: 11
Coding region: 1-2379 (792 amino acids)
Biological process (GO): protein dephosphorylation
Molecular function (GO): protein serine/threonine phosphatase activity
Source: RefSeq, a predicted model, not a curated record
AUGACGACCGAGGACCGCCCGCCUCUGUGGGCGCCUGGAGACCCCAGCUGGGUGGCUGCAGACCCCGAGGCGACGGAGACUGCGGAGGAAGAAGAACACGGAAAGCGGAAAAGAAACGAACAGGCGGGGGAGGAAGAAGGUGAAGGGAAGGAAAGGGGAGGAACGGGAGACUCGUCCGAGGACGUCUGGUUCAUGCACCGCGACCUCACGCACUGGCUCGUCAACCCGCGAGAGGGCGUCUACUUCAAUCGAACGACCGGCGAGCUCGUGCCCGCCGCAGGGGGAGAAGGCGAAGCUGCGCUUGCUGGAGGCGUCGGCGAAACACAUCCGGGCGGAGAAGGAGGAGAGGAAGAAGAAGAAGGAGAAGAAGAAGAAGGAAGAGAAGGAGAAGAAGAAGAAGGAAGAGAAGGAGAAGAAGAAGAAGGAAGAGAAGAAGAAGAAGGGGGAGACGAAGAAGAAGAGGAAGAUGAAGACAUUGAUCUAGACCUCGAAACGGACGUGGUUGCGGGGACAGCAGAACGGAAGGGAAGCGCAGAGGGGAAAGUGGAGAUUGAAGACCGGCACGUCACCAAAGUUCCCCUGCCCGUCCAGGUGGUCACCGGAGACGCGAACGCCCUCUGCUACUACACAGCGAUAUUUGACGGGCAUGAUGGAUCUAGCUGUGCUCAGUACGCGACGGUUCACCUCCACAAAAACCUCAUCAGCCUGUACAGGCAGAUUUACAGUACCGUGCAAAGACGACGUCAAGAGCUCGAGGCGCGCGAGGAGGCACGCGAGCGUGGAGCGAAGAAGAGACAGAAGCGACCGAGCAACUUCUCGCUGCUGCUCCAGCAACUGAACGACGGACUGCCGUGCACUCGUCGAGAAGAAAAGUUCUUGUCUGUUGGACUGGAGGCUCUUGUGAAAGCGACGGCAAAGAGUUUCUUCAUGACUGAUCACAACUUCCUAGACCAUGCACAAAAAGCUGGCGUCGAACAAGACGCCGGCAGCACUGCGUGCGUCGUGCUGCUCUUUGGGCCCGAUGACGACGGCCAGUUGAAGCUCCUCACUGCGCAUGCAGGCGACACGCGGGCGGUUCUUUGUCGGGACGACCGAGCUCUCCGUCUCACCGAGGACCACCGCCCCAAUGAUAAAUUCGAGAAGCGAAGGAUUCAACAAAAUGGAGGCGAGGUGAUGAACAUCGAAGGCAUUUGGCGAGUCGUCUUCGUUGACCGCAAGACGAACCGGCUGUUUGGUCUGGCGACGUCGCGAGCUCUGGGCGACCGACGGAUGAAAAUCCCCAAGAAACUUGUCUCGUGUCAGCCGAGUCUUCAUGUCUAUGCAAUCAACUUCGAAACGGACCUCUUCAUGGUCCUCGCGUCGGAUGGUAUUUGGGACGUUCUCUCUGACGAAGAAGUCGUCGCGAUUGUGUCGGAGCAUCUGGACAAACCGCCGCAAGAAGCUGCGCGGGUUGUCAUCGACGAGGCUGUGAAGCGCGGCAGUGAAGACGACAAGACGUGCACAGUGGUCUACUUCAAGUGGCGACGAGAUCGCUUUCAGGACGCCGCCGCGGAGGCGCAGACUCCAGGCGCAGCCUGCGAAGGCGCGAGACGAGAGACAGGAGACACCCUGGAGGGAGACGCCCGCAAAGAAGCCAACGAAGGAGAAAGCGAGGGAGGAAGCGAGGGAGACAGGCACACUGCGGCAGAGAACGAGGGCUGCUCGAGACGUGCGCGGCAACGCGGAGACGAGGCGUCCGACACGUCUCAGAGCGGAGCAAGCGAGAGGAAGAGAAGGAAACUGCGAACGCAGCCGGGCACGAGUUCUCGCCCCGAAGGUCCAGAGAGCGACACAGGAGAGGGAGAAGACAACGGAGAGGGAGAAGGCCGAGGAGACUCGCGGUCUGGAGGGGGCGAGCCGCAUGCAGAGAGUGGAGAGGGAGAGGAAGCACCAGGGCGGGCACGCGGAGAAGGACGAACGGAGACGGAGGGCGACUCUUUCAAGGCCGGUCGCGGGUUGGAGGAUAUCGGUCUCCUCUCAAGCAGCAAUGUGUACGAGAGGAUCCGCAGGGAAAGAGAAGAGCGCGCGGAGAAGGAGGAAGAAGUCGCCGAGGAAGAGGAAGAUCUCGACAUUUUUUCAGCCGAGCUCCAGCUACACUGCAGGGGAAGACAAGAACGGAGCGGCAGCGAGGAGCAAGGGAAGAAGGGAAAAAAGAAGAGAGGAGUGAGAAGAGAGCAGGCGGCACUGGCCAAGAACGGGCAACCUGUUGGCGAGGAGAGUGACACCAAACUGCAAAGACAAGGGAGAAAGGGGAAGCGCAAAAAGGAGACGGCGGAGACAGGCAGAGGCCUCGCACAGAGGACAGAAGGUGUGGACGUGAGGGAACGCCGACGGGAGUAG